AUGGAUACCACAAGCAGGCUGCCAGUAUAUCAGCGAGACAGCCUGGCCCUGCGAGCUGCCACCAAAGACGAUCUGGAUAGCAUUGUGCAAAUCGUUCACGCCGGGUUUCCUGAUGAUCCUGAAGUCCACUAUCGCUUUCCCCGCCGUGAUGAGUUCCCAGAAGACUACCUCAAAUGGACACGUAUGGAGUAUGAAGGUUAUAUAGAGCAGGUUAAGAACUUUGUGGUUCAUCUGGUCGAGGCUCGAAGUGGCGACUCUGUAGGCGACGGCGGUCGAAACCCAGUCGCUAUUGCCGUGUGGGAUGCUGCUGUUCUGACCAAAGCACAUGGCACAGAUAAAGGUCUUGACGAAAGAAGAGAUGCCAACAAAGAACACUGCCGGGCCUUUACAGAAGCUGCCGGAGAAAGUUUUCGAAAGUACUUUGCAAAGUAUGAAGAGAAGCAAAUUCACCUUUGGCUACUUGUCACCCAUCCAGACUAUCGACCGCUCGGAGCAGGUGCAAUGCUGACGGAGUGGGGACUAUACGCUGCCAGAGAAAGAGGUUGA
Messenger RNA from Zasmidium cellare ATCC 36951, 546 nucleotides. RefSeq lists its product as uncharacterized. NCBI's taxonomy places the organism in Eukaryota, Fungi, Ascomycota, Dothideomycetes, Mycosphaerellales, Mycosphaerellaceae. The transcript is spliced from 2 exons. The coding region runs from base 1 to 546 and encodes 181 amino acids. The record is from RefSeq and is a predicted model, not a curated record.